CGAGCACCCUCACUCAACCUCAGACAAGCAUCCUUGGCCACUCAUGUCCACCCAGGAAGGUCUCAACCAUAAGCGCAGUAUCCAGGACACUCCAGCCGACCUUACCAAAAUGCAGUUAGUCCGACAGCGACUCUCUGCAUUACAGGGAGAGUUGGGCGGUGAGGCCGAAAUGGGGGAGAUCAUGAGACACCUCGAUGCGCUGCAAGACAUUUUCAGCGAUACAAAGAAGCUGACAAUUCCGUUUUCUUCGGUACAGCAAUCCGACCUCGAGAAAAUGGGACUGGAGCGGAAGGUUUUCCGACUCGAUAGAGCUGCACUGGAGGCACGCAUUGAAAAAUCUGAUAUCGAAGUGAAAUACAUAGAUGCUCUCUGCUUGCAGAUCAGCCGAAUCCGACGUUCGACCAGCAAGAGAUCUGGAGCAGGCGCUCGAAUGGUCCUCGAUGCCAUUCUUCUGACGAUCGCCGACAUAUCCUUUGACGCGAAAGAAAAGCUCCCGGUGGCAAUUUUCCCAUAUAUGCGAAUUGCAUCUGGCGAUGGUGUGUUGGUGAAGAACGCUAGGGACGGGUUUGAGGUGUACCUCAUCGGGAAUGUUGAUUACGGGAUCUGCACUUACCAAUACGAGGAAUAUCGCGUUGUGGUGCUCGGCUCUUCGCUUGACCAUCUUAUGAUCUAUACCAGAAAUCCAAUCAUGUUAGUUGAAGCGAAGGUUGAAAUGUUGAUAGAUUACUUGCCACAAGCUACUAGUCAGGCUGUUGCUUUGAGCGAAGUCACAGGCACUAAGACUGUUCGGUAUUGUUUGUCUGAUGGAGACGCAUGGAUGUUUCUGGUAUACUCUCGUGAUGACGAAGGAAAUCGCAUCUCGUACGAAGGCCCAGUACUCACCAUCGACAAGAGAAAUCUCCGAAGCCUCGUGGAACUAUUGUAUCAUUGGCUGAGGGCUGACGGCGAUAUCAAGAGUGACCCCUUGUUCGAGUUUUAAUCAUUGGCCUUAGCUGCUCUCCCUUGUGUUUAUCCUUUCCUCGUGUUGUUUAUAUGAUUUUUCUGUCUAUGGCUGCAUAGGUAAUCUCCGACAUGUGGGCUGACAAACGUCCCCCAAUUGUACU
Messenger RNA from Cantharellus anzutake, 1103 nucleotides. RefSeq lists its product as uncharacterized. The coding region runs from base 44 to 979 and encodes 311 amino acids. The record is from RefSeq and is a predicted model, not a curated record. Lineage: Eukaryota; Fungi; Basidiomycota; Agaricomycetes; Cantharellales; Hydnaceae. The transcript is spliced from 6 exons.